AUGGCUGAAGAUGUCGCCUGCAUUGCCGAUGAUCAAUCAGUAAUUCAAUUGGGUCUUACCAUUGUACUAAAUGGUAUCUUGCACAAAUGUCGGAUCGUUAGUGAUUCGGUGAAGUACGAGCAGGAAGCAACGUGUUUCGACAACGGUGGUCAUUACUCGAUUGGUGACACAUUCCGUAAUGGCUCAUUCCGCUUGACUUGCAGACGGGAUGGUAUUACCAUUGAAGGGUGCUAUUUGCAAAAUCCUGGUUGA
This is a messenger RNA of Haemonchus placei, 252 nucleotides long. The record is from the annotation of a GenBank genome assembly. Lineage: Eukaryota; Metazoa; Nematoda; Chromadorea; Rhabditida; Trichostrongylidae.